AUGGGUACUGAACAGGGUUUUGAAGUGGGAGCAGCACCUUCGGACUCCUGCCAGAAGCAAACCGUGUCUGACGUGAGCGUUGCCCCUGUCCACAUGGCCAGGGUGGCGAGCCUCAGCCUUGGCUCUCUGCUUCUGCUUUCUCUCCUGCUGGACCGAGGUGUGCUAGCCAAGGAGUUGAAGUUUGUGACAUUGGUAUUUCGGCAUGGAGACCGAAGUCCCAUUGAGACAUUUCCUAACGACCCCAUUAAGGAAUCCUCCUGGCCCCAAGGAUUUGGCCAGCUCACCCAGAGAGGCAUGGAACAGCAUUAUGAGCUUGGACAAUAUUUAAGGAAAAGAUAUGAUAAAUUCUUGAAUAACUCCUAUAAACAUGAUCAGGUUUAUGUUCGAAGCACAGAUGUUGACCGGACUUUGAUGAGUGCUAUGACAAACCUAGCAGCCCUGUUUCCCCCAGAGGGCACCAGCAUCUGGAACCCCAGCCUACCCUGGCAGCCCAUCCCAGUCCACACUGUUGCUAUCUCUGAAGAUCGGUUGCUCCACCUGCCUUCCAGGAACUGCCCUCGUUUUCAAGAACUUGAACGUGAGACUUUGAAAUCUGAGGAAUUCCAGAAGAGGCUUCAUCCUUACAAGGAUUUUAUAGCAACCUUGCCAGAACUUUCAGGAUUCCAUGGCCAGGACCUUUUUGGAAUUUGGAGUAAAGUCUACGACCCUUUAUAUUGUGAGGCUGUCCACAAUUUCACUUUACCCUCCUGGGCCACUAAGGACGCCAUGGCUAAGUUGAAAGAACUAUCAGAAUUAUCCAUUCUGUCCCUUUUUGGAAUUCAUAAGCAGAAAGAGAAAAGUAGACUCCAGGGAGGUGUCCUGGUCGGUGAAAUUCUGAAUCACCUGAAGAGCGCAACUCAAUCCCAAAACUACAAAAAAUUUGUCAUGUAUUCUGCGCAUGACACUACUGUGAGUGGCCUACAGAUGGCGCUAGAUGUUUUCAACGGAAUCCUUCCUCCUUAUGCUUCUUGCCACUUAGUGGAAUUGUACCUUGACAAAGGGGAGUACUUCGUGGAGAUGUACUAUCGGAACGAGACCCAGCAUGAGGCUUACGUCCUAACACUGCCAGGCUGCAACCCCAGCUGUCCUCUGGAGAAGUUUGCUGAGCUGGUUGCCCCUGUGAUCCCCCAAGACUGGUCCACGGAGUGUAUGACCACAAACAACCACCAAGUUCUAAGGGUCAUCCUUGCCAUUGCCUUUUGCCUGGUGUCUGGCAUCCUAGUGGUGCUACUCUUCACGCUCAUCCGCCAUGGGCCCUGUUGGCAGAGAGACGCCUAUCGGAACAUCUGAACAGACUGCGGAACAAGAGGAGACAAGCAGAUCCCAGUUCCUGGGAUACAGCCC
This is a messenger RNA of Urocitellus parryii (Arctic ground squirrel), 1383 nucleotides long. RefSeq names its product acid phosphatase 3 (gene Acp3). The record is from RefSeq and is a predicted model, not a curated record. Gene Ontology annotation, biological process: dephosphorylation. Gene Ontology annotation, molecular function: phosphatase activity. Gene Ontology annotation, cellular component: plasma membrane. NCBI's taxonomy places the organism in Eukaryota, Metazoa, Chordata, Mammalia, Rodentia, Sciuridae.